AUGGUACCUCUCACGGUCUUGAAUGAAUGCAAAAACAAAACGAUUGAAGUACACACAUCAGAUCAAGAUGUAUAUACGGGUGUUUUGUACGACUUUGAUAUAUACGUGAAUAUAAGCUUGCGAAAUGCCGAAUAUCAUGAGCUUGGAGCGAAAAGCAGGGAGCUAAUCGGAGAUACAAUUAUCCAGGGAAACUUUGUGACGUUUGUGAAGAUAAUUUGA
Molecule: messenger RNA, 219 nt
Organism: Vittaforma corneae ATCC 50505
Lineage: Eukaryota; Fungi; Microsporidia; Nosematidae
Exons: 1
Coding region: 1-219 (72 amino acids)
Molecular function (GO): RNA binding
Source: RefSeq, a predicted model, not a curated record